Molecule: messenger RNA, 5646 nt
Organism: Glarea lozoyensis ATCC 20868
Lineage: Eukaryota; Fungi; Ascomycota; Leotiomycetes; Helotiales; Helotiaceae
Product: P-loop containing nucleoside triphosphate hydrolase
Exons: 3
Coding region: 1-5646 (1881 amino acids)
Cellular component (GO): myosin complex; cell septum; cell periphery
Molecular function (GO): cytoskeletal motor activity; ATP binding; chitin synthase activity
Source: RefSeq, a predicted model, not a curated record
AUGGCGGCGAAUACUCAAGGAGGUGGAGGUGCUCACUCGCAACCAUCCCUUCCUGCUCUCCCAGCUCAUCUCCAGUCCGACACGCAUCUUACCGCACAUCUCGCUAGUCGAUUCCACGUUUCUCUGCCUACUGCUCAGCUUUCCUCCCACGCCUUGAUAUCACUUAAUACAUAUGCCUCCUCAACCAAAGGUCCAAAUGGAGCGAAGGAGGGAUCGGCUAUGGGGGGAGCCGAGGAACUUGCUGACCGGGCGUUUACAAGACUUGGAGCACGAUCAGAGAACCAGGCAGUACUUUUCCUUGGAGAAUCCGGAUCAGGAAAAACCACUGUUCGCUCGCAUCUUCUUUCGGCACUCUUGAGCAAAUCUUCCACUCCUCUAUCAACGAAACUUUCACUCGCUGCAUACGUUUUUGAUACAUUGACCACGACAAAGACAGCAACUACUCCCACAGCGUCGAAAGCGGGUCUCUUUUUCGAGCUUCAAUACGAAACCGCUUCGAGUACGAAUCCAACCCUCAUUGGUGGUAAGGUAUUGGAUCACAGAUUAGAAAGAAGCCGAGUGGCAUCGGUACCCACUGGAGAGCGAAAUUUCCACGUGUUAUACUAUUUACUAGCUGGUACCAGUGCUGCUGAAAAGUCCCAUCUUGGGUUGGAUACUCUCGGAGCCCUCGCGCACGCCACGCCCGGGACCAAUGUUAGGAAUUCUGUUGGUUCUCAGCAGAAGAGAUGGAGAUAUCUUGGGCACCCAACUCAACUCAAGGUCGGUAUCAACGAUGCCGAGGGAUUUCAGCUCUUCAAGACUGCCUUGAGGAAGUUGGAGUUUCCGCGCAGUGAGAUUGCCGAGAUUUGCCAGGUUAUGGCAAGUAUCCUGCACAUCGGUCAACUUGAGUUCGAAACAAGUUCGGACACCACUGCUACAGGCGAUGAUAGUGGUGGAUUCUCCCAUGAAGGGGCUCAGACGUAUACGGCAGUUAAAAACAAGGACGUUCUUGGUAUGAUUGCUGCGUUCUUGGGGGUUGGGGCAGCCGAUCUUCAGACGACUCUAGGAUACAAGACCAAGAUCUUGCAGCGAGAGCGCGUGACAGUCAUGUUGGAUCCCAAGGGUGCCAGAGACAAUGCCGACGAGCUAGCACGGACACUCUAUUCUCUUCUCGUGGCCUAUGUCAUUGAAAGCAUCAACCAGAGACUUUGUGCUGUAGAAGAUACCGUUGGAAACACAAUCUCUAUUAUCGAUUUCCCAGGAUUUGCCCAACAACGAUCGACCGAUUCUACACUGGACCAGCUUCUGAAUAAUGCAGCUACGGAGUCUCUGUACAACUUCACCCUACAAAGUUUCUUUGAAGGGAAAGCAGAAAUGCUGGAAAGUGAAGAGGUUAGCGUGCCAGCGACAAGCUAUUUCGACAACUCCGACGCUGUCAAGGGCCUUCUCAAGCACGGAAAUGGAUUGCUUAGCAUUUUGGAUGACCAGACGAAGCGUAACCGGACAGAUAUGCAGUUGCUCGAAAGUCUCCGUAAACGAUUCGAGGGUAAAAAUCCUUCCAUUGCAGUCGGAAGUGCAACAGCAAAGCUUCCUGGAAGCAAUUUUGCUACUCACAACGCAUCUGCAUCUUUUGCUGUCAGGCAUUUCGCUGGCGAGGUGGACUAUCUUGUUGGCGGAUUGGUUGAAGAGAAUGGAGAGGUUAUUUCUGGCGAUCUAAUGAAUCUGAUUUCCUCCACCAAGAGCAAUUUCGUUGGGCAAUUGUUCGGACAGGAGGCACUUCAAACCACCGUUCAUCCUCAAGAAAAAACAACAAUUAUGCAAGCUCAGGUCAGCUCGAAGCCGCUAAGAAAGCCAAGUGUUAUUCGACGGAAAGGCGAACGACCAAAUAGAUUUGGUGGACGAGACAAGCAGCCGUUUGGAGACUCUAGUGAAGAUCUCCCUGAUGCAGUGGAGGCAGACAACGGACGAAGGGCAAAGAAUCUCGACCAAGGCGCAGCCGGACAGUUUCUCUCGUCACUCGACAACGUCACUAAGUCUCUCGCGGCUUCAAACGCCAAUCCAUAUUUUGUGUUCUGCCUCAAGCCAAAUGAUCGACGCAUUGCAAAUCAGUUCGAUAGCAAAUGUGUACGUACUCAAAUUCAGACUUUUGGCAUCGCAGAAAUCAGCCAGCGCUUGCGAAAUGCUGAUUUCAGCCUUUUCCUUCCUUUCGGAGAAUUUUUGGGCCUAGCGGACGCCGACACAGUGCUCAUUGGCAGCGAGAGGGAGAAAGCCGAAAUGAUUGUAGAUGAAAAGAGGUGGCCAGGAAACGAAGCCAGGAUUGGUGCUACAGGCGUCUUUCUAAGUGAGAGAUGCUGGUCGGAGAUCGCAAGAUUGGGUGAAAGAGGCUACACUGCUGGACGAUACCCCACGUCUUCAGAGGUUGGAGAUGAUGGUCUUCUUACUCCAGCUGAUGGCACGUACAGCUCUGGCAAGGAGCGUCUUCUCGCACCCGGAACACCCUCACCGGGCGCCUACAUAUAUGGCGGCGACAAGAAAUCAGGUUACUUCGGUAGUGCAGACGUCGACUCCAGAUCAGAAGCCGGAGCGUCUGCUCUUGGCCAAGGCGAUAUGUUCCGGAAUCUCGAUACUAGGGAACAAAUGGCCGAGAAAGGCAACGAAAAAGUCAUGACUGAGGUCGAAGAAGUUAAAGUCAGCGCUUCUCGUAAGCGAUGGGUCGCACUGACUUGGAUGAUGACUUGGUUAAUACCAGACUUCCUCAUCCGUAUUCUCGGAAAGAUGCCUAGAAAAGAUGUUCGAAUGGCCUGGAGAGAAAAGUUGGCCAUCAACAUCAUGAUCUGGUUCUCUUGUCUCUUCGCUGCCUUUUUCAUCGUGGUAUUCCCCAUGUUGAUUUGCCCCAAGCAAGAUGUCUUCAGCGCCGCGGAGUUGUCUUCUUUUGACGGAAAAGAUGGGAGCCGAGCCUACGUUGCUAUUCGUGGUCAAGUCUUCGAUCUGUCCGCCUUCCAACCAGUUCAUUAUCCAAAAAUAAUCCCUGCCAAAUCUAUCCUCGCCUACGCUGGACUCGACGCAACAUCCCUCUUCCCAGUUCAAGUCUCCGCACUCUGUGGUGGCGUGGACGGAACUGUUAAUGAUCUAGUAACCCUUGACUAUGCCAGCACAAACACUUCUGGAUCCGCCAAUGUUAUCAGUACAACGGACACCAAUUGGAGGUACCAUGAUUUCAGAGCCUUCCACAAGGACAGCCGAAAGGAUUGGUGGUACGAGCAGCUUGUCAUGCUAAAAUCGAAUUAUAAGAAAGGCAAUAUCGGCUACACACCGAAGUAUGUCAAGACACUUGCCUCAAAGCAACAGUCAAUUGCCAUCCUUAAUGGCAAAGUCUAUGAUUUUACCAAGUACGUUGCUGGCGGUCGCAGAGUACAACCGAUGGAUGGAACUACUGAAGUCCCCACUGAUAUCGAUCCUAACUUCAUGGAUCCUCAAGUAGUCAACCUGUUCCAAAUCAGGGCCGGCCAGGAUGUGACCAAGUACUGGCUUGCCCUAGAUAUUGAUCAAGGCCUGAGGAACCGUAUGGAUCAAUGCUUAGAGAACCUUUUCUACGUCGGAAACGUCGACACUAGAAAUUCAGUCCGGUGUCAAUUUUCCGAGUAUUUGAUCUUGGCCAUAUCUAUCAUACUUUGCAGUGUCAUCGGGUUCAAGUUUUUUGCAGCACUCCAGUUUGGUGGAAAGAACGUUCCCGAGAAUCUCGAUAAAUUCGUCAUCUGUCAGAUUCCUGUUUAUACGGAAGACGAGGACUCUGUGCGCCGAGCUUUAGAUUCAGCGGCACGAAUGAAGUAUGACGACAAACGUAAACUCAUUGUUGUUAUUUGCGACGGUAUGAUUAUUGGCCAAGGCAACGACCGCCCAACUCCCCGUAUUGUAUUGGACAUUCUCGGCGUUUCUGACACUGUGGAUCCGGAACCAUUGAGCUUCGAGUCCCUUGGCGAAGGUAUGAAGCAACACAAUAUGGGAAAGGUAUAUUCUGGUCUCUACGAGGUUCAAGGCCACAUUGUGCCAUUUAUGGUUGUCGUCAAGGUCGGAAAGCCAUCUGAGGUUUCCCGUCCGGGUAACCGAGGAAAGCGUGAUUCUCAAAUGGUCAUGAUGAGGUUCCUAAACCGAGUCCACUAUAACGCUGCCAUGAGUCCUCUGGAGCUGGAGAUGUAUCACCAAAUCCGGAACAUCAUUGGUGUCAACCCGACUUUCUAUGAAUUUAUGCUGCAAAUCGACGCCGACACUGUUGUGGCUCCUGAUUCAGCUGCUCGUAUGGUGUCAGCUUUCAUCGACGAUACUAGACUGAUAGCUUGCUGCGGAGAAACAGCUUUAUCUAACGCCAAAUCAUCCUAUGUCACUAUGAUUCAAGUCUACGAAUACUACAUCUCCCACAACCUCGCUAAAGCAUUCGAAAGUCUGUUUGGCAGUGUCACUUGUUUACCAGGUUGUUUCACCAUGUAUCGGGUUCGCGCGGCAGAAUCUGGGAAGCCACUCUUCGUGAGCAACGAAGUUGUCAAUGCCUACGCAUGCAUUCGUGUAGACACGCUUCACAUGAAGAAUCUGCUCCAUCUGGGUGAAGAUCGUUAUCUGACAACUUUACUUCUCAAGAAUCACUCCAAGUAUAAGACGAAAUACCUCUUCGGCGCUCACGCAUGGACUAUCGCGCCCGACACCUGGUCUAUUUUCUUGUCGCAACGUCGUCGCUGGAUUAACUCCACUGUCCACAACUUGAUGGAACUCAUUCCCAUGUCGCAGCUUUGCGGUUUCUGUUGUUUCAGUAUGAGGUUCAUCGUCUUCAUCGAUUUACUUUCUACACUCGUCCAGCCGGUUACACUCGCUUACAUCAUCUACCUGAUUGUGCGUGUGGUGCAAAAUCCUAGUGUUGUUCCAGUUACUGCGUUCAUCUUGCUGGGAGCAAUUUACGGUCUCCAAGCCAUUAUUUUCAUCCUUCGCCGGAAAUGGGAGAUGAUCGGUUGGAUGAUAUUGUAUAUUCUGGCCAUCCCCGUCUUCUCUUUCGCUCUCCCACUCUACAGUUUCUGGAAUAUGGAUGAUUUCUCCUGGGGUAAUACUCGUGUUGUCACCGGAGAGAAGGGCAAGAAGGUUCUUGUUACGGAUGAAGGCAAGUUCGACCCAGCCUCUAUUCCCCACAAGAAGUGGGAAGAGUAUCAGGCCGAGCUUUGGGAAGCGCAGACUCAACGAGACGAUCGCUCCGAGGUUUCGGGCUACUCGUAUGGUACGAAACACGCUGCCGCCGUAUCUGAAUACGGCUUCCCACCUUCUGCUCCAAUGUCGCAGAUGGGAGGAUACUAUCCAUACGAUGUCAAGAACCCUUACAUGUACAACUCGCAAUCACGCAUGUCAAUGGCACCAUCGGAGCAUCUUACGCCUGGCGAUCACCGAAGUCAGUAUGGUGGUAGCCAAUAUGGUGGUAACCAAGAAGUUGAGCUUGCGAACCUCGUAGGCUUACCUAGCGACGAUGCUCUCCUUGCUGAGAUCAGAGAGAUCCUUAAGACAGCCGAUCUGAUGACGGUCACUAAGAAGAGUAUCAAGUUAGAGUUGGAGAAGAGAUUUGCUGUUCCUCUUGAUUCUAAGAGAGCGUACAUUAACUCUGCCACUGAAGCGCUCCUUUCAGGCCAGCUGUAG